Guyanagaster necrorhizus is the source of this 1930-nucleotide messenger RNA. RefSeq names its product WD40 repeat-like protein. The transcript has 3 exons. NCBI's taxonomy places the organism in Eukaryota, Fungi, Basidiomycota, Agaricomycetes, Agaricales, Physalacriaceae. Gene Ontology annotation, molecular function: protein binding; ubiquitin protein ligase activity. The coding region runs from base 75 to 1589 and encodes 504 amino acids. Gene Ontology annotation, cellular component: Prp19 complex; U2-type catalytic step 1 spliceosome; cytoplasm. The record is from RefSeq and is a predicted model, not a curated record. Gene Ontology annotation, biological process: protein ubiquitination; mRNA splicing, via spliceosome; DNA repair.
GGCAAACACCGGUUCAUUUUCUUUUCCUCAUCACCAACGACGAACACGACGAAUACGAAGGCGCUCCUUCCGUGAUGUUUUUCUGUGCGAUAUCUGGAGAGGUUCCUCAGGAUCCGGUGGUGUCUUCCAAGUCUGGAAAGGUGUAUGAGCGACGCCUCAUCGUCAAGUACAUUACGGAGAACGGCACUGACCCCAUCACUGGCGACAAGUUGGAGGAGGCGGAUCUCAUCUCUAUCAAGGCCUCUCCAAACAGUGCUCCCCCUCGACCACCCACCCAAACUUCCAUCCCAGCGUUGCUGCAUAGCCUGCAAAACGAGUGGGAUGCAAUCAUGCUCGAGACCUGGGCGUUGAAGCAGCAGUAUACCAACGUGCGACAGGAACUCAGUCACGCCCUUUACCGCGACGAUGCUGCGACUCGCGUUGUUGCGCGUCUCAUUCGAGAGCGAGAUGCGGCUAGAGAGGCUCUCGCUAACGUUCAAGCAAGCAUGGGUAUUUCAGCGCCGAUUGACAGCGCGACCGACGUUGAGAUGGCAGAGAGCGGUGCUGAAAACGGGAUGCCCAAGGCUAUCGUCGACCAAAUUACUGAGACCUACCAAGCACUAUCCUCUACGCGUAAAAAGCGAAAGGCGCCUAUUGGCUACGUCUCACCUGCCGAUGUCAAAACAUUUACCGCCAAACACACCAUUCCUUCCCUCCAUUCAGCUUCUCCCGCAGGCAUCACUACUUUGGCCGUGUCGUGCUCGUCACCUUCCCAGUUCCUGACCGGGGGGAAUGACAAGAUUGUUCAGCUUUAUGACAGAAGCACGGACAAGGUGCUGGCUUCGUUGAAAGGCCACACUAAAAAGGUUACCCACGUCGCGUUCCGGGAGCGCGAAGGCGACCCUACUAUGCUACUCUCAGCCGGUGCCGACAAGAUCGCCAAAAUCUGGGCGUACGACACGGCUUCCCAGGAAUACAUUCCCAAAUCGACUGUUCGCACUCACAAAGGAGAGCUCACAGGCCUGUUCGUGCAUCCCACCUCCACCCUCCUUGCUCUUUCAUCGACGGAUAAAACCUUCUCCAUCCAUGACCUUACAAAUUUUACACAAGUCUAUCGCUCCUUGAGCGCCGAUGAGGGAUUCACUUCGCUGUCUAUACACCCGGACGGAACUCUCAUCGGUUUGGGUACGGCUACCUCGACCAUUCAAAUAUAUGACAUCCGUGUGAGCGCAAUCGCUGCAACACUGACUCCCAGCAAUGCAGUUCCCUUCACAAUUAAUACCCUCUCAUUCUCUGAGAACGGUUAUCACCUUGCAGCUCCCAAUGCUUCGUCGUCGGUCGGGAUUUGGGAUUUGCGUAAGCAGAAGGUUACGCAAAGUAUUGUUUUGGAAGAUGACUUCAAAAUAAACAAGCUGCAAUACGAUAUGAGUGCGCAGUUCUUGGGUGUUGCAGGAAGUGCUGGGGGCAGAAUUUAUGCACAUAAAUCAUGGGAGGAGUUGGUCCGGCUUGAGGAGGGAGGGGAGAUCUCGGACUUCACUUUUGGCGAGCUGGGUACUGAAAUUUGGGGAGCUACAGGUCGGGAAGUGCGUGUAUGGGGUUUACCUACUUAGUGCGAUCCAUUUCUUCAUUAUCUACUACCUGGUGUAUCAUAUCUCCAAAGACUGUUGUAUGGUCAUGGCACACAGGGGCAACAAAGGAUUGAGGUUUACGUCAAAAUCCGAAUAAGAGGCCUUCGCUUGCCAACGAGAACGGUGGCAUUAAGGACCAAAAAGGAGGUUUUGAUCAUUUCUAGUCAAAAAACCGCGAAGUUACUCUAGGAAUUUCUCUUCUCCCCAGGAAUCCGGACAAUUUUUCUGUGGCAGCACAAACCGUCAAAAAGGCCAAAAUGAGCGUUGUUGUCCAUCCAUUUCGAGAUCGCACAACUAUCGUGACAACUUAUUGUCAUUCAUGA